AUGUAUGAAACAGACAUAAAUUUUCACUCAAGAAGCCUUCCUAAAAUAAAAACCUCACGAAGGAUCCUGAUAGGUCCAGAUACUGCUAUUGGAAUCCCAAAAAGUCUUGUAAACUCUCAUAUUUCAAUUCCAGAAAUUCCUAUAACUCGAAACAUCCAGACUUUAAAAUCUUUCCAUCAUCCAUCAGAAAGCUUUGGGGAAAACAAAAAAACUUUUGUAGAUGAGCUCAUUCAGCGAUUUUCCGCAGGUGAAAAUGCUGAAUUUAUUGAUAUUGCUACCAAAGUCCAAAGAAUAAAGCCUCUUAUUUUAUUUUGGGAAAUUAAAAGGACCGAAGGUUUCAUCCCAGAAGCCAGGGUUGGAGCUACUAUGGUGGUUGUAAAUGGAAAUAUAUAUCUCUUUGGUGGCCAAGCUGGAGAUAGACUUAAUGAUAUAAAAAUGCUUGAUUAUAAAACCUAUCAUUGAGAAAGUGUAAACCCUUCAACCAUUUCUAAUAAAAUCCAAGAAUUUCCUGAGCCAAGAGUAGGCCAUACAGCAGUUUCUUAUAAAAAUUCAUUUAUUGUAUAUGGAGGUGGAGGGGCUUUUAACCAAACUUUGCAUUUAAGAGGAUGCUUUCCUUUGGUCCAUGUAUUUGAUACAAUAAACUUGCAAUGACAAACUUUUAAACCUCUUGGAAGACCUCCAGAUGCUAGGAGAAACCAUGGAGCAGUUAUAAUUGGCAAUACAAUGAUAAUAUAUGGAGGGAUUGAUAGUAACAGUAGAGUUCUUUCAGACCUAUGUGGGCUUAACCUUGAAGCCAUGCAAUGAUUUGUAACCAAAAUUGAUAAAGGGUCUGUAAAGCCAGGACCAAGGCAUUCGUUUUCAUUUACAUCUGCAUACCAUCCAGGGGUUUUUAGACAGUCAAGUAAUGAUAUUUUUUCUUUACCAAAUGUCUAUGAUGAUAUUUUUACAAGAAAAACAUCAGGAAUUUAUCUAUUUGGAGGAAUGAAUCACCACGGUGUAAUAUUCAAUGAUUUAUAUAUGCUACAGCCAAAACGAAAAAGCAUUAGAGACGAUGAGAGCAUUUUAAAAUGGGUAAAACUGGAGCCUUCUGGUAAAGCUCCGCUACCGAGGUAUAAUCAUUCAUCUGCUCUUUGUGGAGGAUGACUGUAUACUAUACUAGACUGCCCUACAAUAAUAGAUUAAAGUUAUACCUUAUUUUAUAUUUCAAUAAGGUUAGAAUGUAUUGUAUUUUUGUGCAUAAGGGAUAUGCAGGGCAUAUAUCAUUGGUGGGAGAAAUGAUACUGCUUCUUUUGAAACCAUAGGGAAUGAAGUCAGUGAUAUUGCUGCUUAUAAUAUUGCUAGUUGCCGAUGGGAGACCUUGCUAGUUAAAGGAUUAAAACCUGGACCAAGAUGGGGAGCUUCAGCUGUAUCAAUGGGAGCCAAAAUUCUUUGCUUUGGAGGUAUGAGUUUGGGAGGAUUUUGCCAAACUUCUUUAUUUUCAUUAGAAACGGACCAAAGUAAUGCACAAGAAUUAGUUAAGUUGUGGGAAGAAGAAGAAAAUCAUAGAAAAGCAAAAGAAGAAAUUACAUUGAAGUUGAUACAAAAAGGAAAAUUACAAUAUGCAGCUAAAGCUAUGCUAACCAAAAUUGGACUAAAAGCUUUAAAUGAGAUAUAA
Blepharisma stoltei is the source of this 1654-nucleotide messenger RNA. NCBI's taxonomy places the organism in Eukaryota, Ciliophora, Heterotrichea, Heterotrichida, Blepharismidae. The record is from the annotation of a GenBank genome assembly.